AUGGCUAACAAGCGUCACAUUUCGCGAAUUUUGCAAGCAUGUCUCAAGUACGGCGAUACGGAGGUGCGAAGUGCCAUUUUCGAGAACGUCAAGAAAAAUUUUACGCUUAUCUCUCUCAACGCCCACAGUGCAAGGUUCUUCGUGAAGGUGUAUCACUACUGCAACACGGCGGCUAAGGAUUUCCUCCGUAAAUCGUUUUUUAACGACCACAACAAGAGUUUGCUUUUCUCCAGAUAUGGAUCUGAUGUCAUGGAUGUUAUGUAUCAAAAACUGAAGAAUAAGGAACAGCUUGCAGUUUUGAGGUUAUAUGCGCUUUCGAAUUUUUUUGUACUCGACAAGGACGCUAUGCGGAAAGUUGAGGCUACAGGGUCGAUCAACCAGUUUAUCAACAUUAUAGACCAGAGCGAGUCCCGGGCGAGCUGCGUGGAGACACUCAAAUCGUCGGUUAUUAAAAUGAUAGACAAGGCACAACUUACCGCAUCGAUCUCUCACGAUUUACUGUAUAUGUACUGGAAGCUUACUGAUAACAAGGAACAAUUGAUAGGUCAGCUUUACAAGGUGUUUGGCCAGCUACUCUCAACUCGCAACGGCAACACCAUCAUGUGCGAUUUGUUCGGCUAUGCUGACAAGAAGAUGCGUAAAGCUAUGCUCAAAGGCCUAAGGACAGAUUUUCCCGAGGCAGUUUACAACCAGAUUAACGUCUCUUUCUUAAUUAAAGCGAUCCUGUGCACGGACGACACGAAGCUGUCGAUUGACUGUCUGCUAAGACCAUUCCAGGACGAGCUACAAAAAUUAGUGUCACACCAAUACGGCCAUUUAUUCGUUAAGGCGAUACUGGAAGCCCCUAAGGAGGUGGAAUCUAAGACGAGCAUGAAGGACCCGGCUGUGCGACAAGCUGAGUUGCAGGCUUUCCUCCUCCCGUUGCUCAUUGAGCUAUUCGGGUCUAUCGAACUAAAGGAAGUGAUUGAAAACAAAUACGCCAGCCAAGUGCUCAUGGCCACAUUGAGGCUCUCCGGAGACGCCGAAAUCAUGCAAUCAAUAGUGGACGCAGUGCGUGCCGAUUGUGAAUUGUCGCUUUUGGACAACAUCGAUACUUUCCGAUUCAUUCAAACCUUGGUCAAAAAGCCAAGCGCACCAAUGGAAGUACUCUGUCCGUAUGGCGCUCUCUGGCCUGCGGUGAAACCCAAUGUCCAUCGCAUUAUCAGUCGCAAGUCUGUCUUCCUUUUGGUCGACAUACUAGAGGCGGCGAUCAGGAAUGGUGAUGAAACGGUUAUUGCCGACAUCAGGGAAACCAUUACUGUUUCUAAACUUGAAGAAACAUGUAAGGUUCUUGAGAAAAGAAACGAGAAACACGCCGGUUUGGAUGUUCUGAUUAAGCUAUUGAACAAAUGA
Molecule: messenger RNA, 1392 nt
Organism: Babesia ovata
Lineage: Eukaryota; Apicomplexa; Aconoidasida; Piroplasmida; Babesiidae
Product: puf family RNA-binding protein
Exons: 3
Coding region: 1-1392 (463 amino acids)
Biological process (GO): regulation of translation
Cellular component (GO): nucleolus
Molecular function (GO): mRNA binding
Source: RefSeq, a predicted model, not a curated record